Molecule: messenger RNA, 3915 nt
Organism: Parnassius mnemosyne (clouded apollo)
Lineage: Eukaryota; Metazoa; Arthropoda; Insecta; Lepidoptera; Papilionidae
Source: the annotation of a GenBank genome assembly
AUGUCUUUCCUUCAUAAUCAUUCUUGCGAGUGCGUUAAGUCAGAAUUGGAUUUGUUUGCACUACCGUCUACACAAACUAGCAUUGAAAAUGGAUUGUGGAUUCAUUAUAAACCAAUUUCAUCUCUUGGUGAUGAUGGACCUAUCGAGUUUCAAGUUCCUGGGACCGGCGAUGACUACAUAGAUUUGUCUCAUACAUUACUCCACAUAAAGGCAAAAGUAUUAAAUCAAGAUUCAACUAACUUGGUAUCUACUACAAUAGUAGCACCUGUAAAUAAUUGGCUGCAUUCACUUUUUAGUCAACUUGAUGUUUAUUUAAACCAAAAACUUGUAUCACCACCUAAUAAUACCUAUGCAUAUCGAGCAUACAUGGAAACCCUUUUAAACUAUGCCCCUGCUGCUAAACAAUCUCAUCUUACUUGUAGUCUUUGGUAUGAGGAUACAGCAGGAAAAAUGGAUUCUACAGAUGGUAAAAACAUAGGAUUUGUUAAAAGACAGGAAUUGAUUAGUGAAAGUAAGGAAAUAGAAAUGAUUGGUCAUCUUCACGGUGACAUUUUUAACCAAGAUAAAUUUUUAAUUAAUGGUGUUGAAAUGAGUGUUAAAUUGGUUCGAUCAAGAGAGAGUUUUAAUUUAAUUGUUGGGUCGAACGAUGUAAAGUUUAAAGUUUGCAUUACGGACGCAACUCUUAUUGUUCGACGAGCACGAAUUAAUCCAAGUGUAUUACUCGCACAUCAAAAAGUUUUAGCUUCUACCACUGCUAAAUAUCCUAUUACUCGAGCUGAAGUAAAAGUUUUAACAAUUCCUUCGGGUGUUCAAGGAAAAACUCUUGAUAAUAUAUUUUUAGGACAGGUACCGAAAAGAUGUAUAAUUGGAUUUGUGAACAAUUCUGCAUUUAAUGGUUCCCUUACUAAAAAUCCAUUUAACUUUGAAAACUAUGGUAUUAAUUCUUUCAGCUUAUAUAUUGAUGGUCAACAAAUACCUUCAAAAGCUUUGCAACCAUCUUUUAAUAAUAGCAUAUUUACAUCAGCAUAUCAUACUCUAUUCUCGGGAACUGGUAUUCACUUUCUUAAUGAAGGAAAUGGAAUCUCUUGUGAACAGUAUGGCAAAGGUUACUGUCUAUUAGCAUUUGACUUAACUCCUGAUUUAUCAGCUAACUCAUCAACUCAUUGGAAUCUCAUAAAGCAUGGUAGUGGAGUACAGUACGGUACUAUUAACUCGCACAAAUCAACGAUAAAACUUUUAAAGUCAAACAGUCUUGAAGACUUAAGACUUAAGAGAUUUAUGAAAGGAGUAUUCAGGUUACGACCACCAAAAUUUGACUUAGUUUGGGACCCUAAUAUAGUUUUAAAUUAUCUUGAACAGUUUUGGCCAAAUGAUGGAUUGACACUCGAGAAAAACAAACAUAAAUCACGUAUUUCACAAAGGAGGUCAAGACGUGAACUUGGAUCCAGGGUGUAUAAAAAUUACUCUGAAGAAAUGUUGAUGCUUGCAUGUGAAUCUGUUCAAUCAGGUCAAAUUUCAUCAAGAGAUGUUCAAAGACAGUUUGGAAUCCCAAGGCGGACUAUAGUUAAUAAAAUAAAACGAGUUCACAUGAAGUCUGUCGGACAUCCUACUGCUCUAUCAACUAAAGAAGAGGAUCAAAUUGUUAAGGUUUUACAAGCUUCUAGCGAUUUUGGCUCCCCGCUUACAAAACUUGAUCUAAAGCUAUUGGUUUACGAAUAUCUCGAAAAAAACUCAAGAGAUCAUAUUUUUAAGAAUAAGAUUCCCGGUGAUGCUUGGGUACAAAGCUUUUUGGUAAGGCAUGCUGAUGAAUUGACCUUACGAACUACCCAAAAUAUUUCAAAGGCGAGAGCUGAAAGGGGAGCUCAAGACAUACUCAACUAUUUUAAUAACUUAACUUCAACAUUAAAAAACAUACCAGCAGAAAAUAUCGUAAAUUUCGAUGAGACCAAUCUUUCCGACGACCCUGGCUCUUCUAAGAGCAUUUUUAGAAGGGGAGUAAAAUAUCCAGAGAGAAUAGUUAAUUCCACCAAAGGAAACAUAUCCCUUAUGUUUACGGCUACCGCAGAUGGUAGGUGCCUUCCUUUAUAUGUUGUUUACAAAGCAACAAAUUUAUACUCAGAAUGGGUUAAUGGAGGACCACCGGAAACCAGAUACAAUUGUACUAAGUCAGGUUGGUUUGACAGCGCCAUGUUUGAGAAUUACUUUGAAACAAUAAUUCUUCCAUGGGCAAAUGAAAUGGUCGGGACAAAAGUUGUCCUUUGCGAUAACCUAUCUAGCCAUUUGAGUUUCAAAGUAGUAGAGUCAUGCGAGCAACAUGACAUUAAGUUUGUAUUCAUCCCUCCGAGAUCUACACAUCUCACGCAACCACUAGAUGUUGCAUUUUUUGCGCCUUUGAAAAGAUGCUGGCGUAAAAUUUUGUACCAAUACAAGCUCAAGAAUCCAACCCAAGCCACAUUAAACAAAAAACAUUUUCCGAAAUUGCUUAAUGAAUUAACAGAAGCAAUUAAAAUAACAGAAAAGAAGAACAUAAUAAGUGGCUUUAGGGCAUCGGGAAUAUUUCCCCUGAAUCCACAGGAAGUCCUUAAGAAGAUUCCAGAAAUACAAGGGGAAAUACUAUCCUGUGGAAUCGAUAAAGUACUGGUAGAUUAUUUGUUAGAAACCAGAGCUCAAAAGCCUAUGCAAGUACAGAGGAGUAAAAAAAUUGAUUGCGAGCCUGGCAAAUCAGUAAGCAUUUCUGAUUUAAAUGUGGAUACUUGCAAUAAAAAAACAAAAGCGAAAUCCGUUAAAUUGGGUAAUGUGCAAAAAACAAAUCAAGAAUCGUGCUAUUUAGAUGAACAUACUGGCCUUUUUGUAGCAGAACGUACUGAUCUUUGUUCAAAUACUUGUACAAAUUUUGUUCAAGACUUCAAAGAGUCUUUAUGUAUCGCUCAGUAUAGGGAUAAUUAUAUUCCUGAAAACCUUAGUAGACAAUGUAUCAAUGUAAUUAAUUUUUAUUUAGGCCAAUCAUUGCGUAUUAAAACCGGAAAAUCACUCACAGAUCAUUUACAUUCGAAAGAUUUCGCAAAUAGUACCACCAAAAUAUUAAUUGCUGGAAAGGAUUAUGAAAACUCCAUGCAAGAUCGUCCUAUUAAAAAUAAAAUAACAAUACUUUCAAAUGUACUCCUAAAAGCAGGAACACCGGUGACUGAUGUUUGUCUUUUAAAAGAAGUGUCUGAUAACACUGAAAAUAUAUCGUUCAUUGCCACACAUGAAACUGAUUUACCAGAAUGCCUGAAAGGGAAGAAAAAGAAAGUCGCGAAGAAAAUAAAGAAGAAACAUACUAGGAAAGAUACGAAAAGUGAUAGAAAGAAAGAGGUUAAGAAUAAUUCAAAAGGGAAAAAAUCAGCCAGACGACGUACUUCAAUCAAAAGAAGGCGGCCUACACCAGACGAUAGUGAGUCAAGCUCGAUAUCUGCGGGUAAUGAUUUUAUGACAGUUGACACAGAUGAUGAUUAUGAAACAAUAAAUGAUUUUUACAUUUCUGAAACCCUAAGAGAACAAGAAGAUAAGGAAAAUUUUGAGCUCCCUGAUGUAAUAACCUCCUUUGGAUUACAUGAGUUUAAAUAUUUUUCUGAAAAUCAAGAAAGACUUAAAGUAAAUGACUGGAUUAUUGUUCGAUUCUCCACCAAAAAGAGUUUGAAACACUUUGUCGGUAAGGUUUUGUCGAUUAAUGGUGUAACUCCUACGGUUAAAUUUUUACGAAAAGUUAAAGAAUCUAAAUGUAAUACAGGAAUGACCUUUUCAUAUCCAACCGUUGAUGACAUUUGCAACAUACAACAUUUAGAAGAUGUUUUAACAGUUUUACCCGAGCCAACGAUUACUCGACGUGGUCAGAUUGUAUUUCAUGUAGAUCUCAGUAAUUUCAACAUACAAUAA